UCGUCGGACUACGACUGACGACAGGUGUACAAAACAUAAAAUAGAAAUUAAAAAUCAAAUAGACUUAUUACUCAAACAACUUUAGUCGAAGGCGCGUGCGUUCACAAUUAAAGUUCUUCUUAGUAAAAUGCAAAUGUUAUUGUCAACAAAAUAUGAAUACACUGCCGAGCAAUUGGACAAAAUUCAGGAAUUGCGCAAUUUAGUGAAGUCUUCCGAUCAGUUGGAUAUAGUCACCGAUGACAUUUUGCUUUCAAAAUUCUUGAGAUUUGUUGGUUGGCAAGUGGAACGGGCUUACGAAGCUAUCAAUAGGUAUUAUGACUUUAAACUACAUAAUCCAGACUGGGUAGCACAUCACCCGGUACAUUACUUUCGGGAUCACAUAUAUCAAACACUCAGCAAAUACAUUAUGCCUAAGCCAGACAAAGACGGACGUGUUAUUUUUGUAUCGAAAACAGUCGAUGCAUUCAAAACAUUCCCAAAUUACAUGUACGACAUUAUAGAAAUGGACGACUUAAUAUUCGAAUCGAUUUUAUUAUUACCACAGGCGCAAAAAUUUGGAAUCACUGUCAUAAGUGACCUGAGUGGUACCAACAAACGAUUUUUGCGUUUCGCCUCACCCGUCAUGGCCAAAAUGGUGAAUGCCAAAAAUGAUGUUAUGCCGUUUACAUCACGUAUUGUACAUGUCAUACAGAAGGGCAUGAUUUUGAAUGCCACAACCAAUUUAAUGAUGUCCUUUGCCAGUAAAGAGUUCAAAGAACGUAUACACAUUCAUGAUGGCAAAAAUUUUGACAAACUGCGAAAUAUGGUGGGAUAUGAAAAUUUACCGGCUGAGUAUGGUGGCCCCAAGGAAAAUGAGCUGGACGUAAAUAUUUUAUAUGAACACUUAUUGAGGCAUUCCACAUAUCUUUCGACACUGCAGAAUUACAAAAAAAAAUCGUAAACUAAAUGUUAUUUAUUACUUUUAUUACGGUUGUUAUAAGGAUUCAAUACUAAUUUAAACUCCUUCACAGUGUUAUAUAAUUUAAAUAGGAGUUCUGUAUAAAUUAAAUACUAUUUUAUUUUAUAGUGUGAAGAACAUUUGUAUAGUAAUACGUCAUUAAAUAUAAUAUAAUUAUUUUAA
Zeugodacus cucurbitae (melon fly) is the source of this 1120-nucleotide messenger RNA. Its product is annotated as retinaldehyde-binding protein 1. Bases 128 to 940 code for a protein of 270 amino acids. Gene Ontology annotation, molecular function: phosphatidylinositol bisphosphate binding. The transcript is spliced from 6 exons. Gene Ontology annotation, cellular component: membrane. The record is from RefSeq and is a predicted model, not a curated record. Lineage: Eukaryota; Metazoa; Arthropoda; Insecta; Diptera; Tephritidae.